GAGCUGACUGCCCCACGCUGUCCUAUGAGAGCUGCUUGUGAGAGAUCACAUUGUGAUCAUGUUGAUGCAAAUGUGUACUGGACAGAAGCAUUUCUGAUGGUCUUAGCACAGUCUUCUGCAGCUUCAUCUCACAGGUCUUUUCACUUCAGAAACUACACUGUGGUAACUGACCCCAGGCUGCUUAAGGGAGAAACUUCUUGUUUUUCUGGGGCCCUUUACAUCUCAGUCCUGUGUGCUCCAUUUCCAUUUGUGUUGAUGGUCCCAGGACUGCUGAAGGAACUGUUUCUGUUACUGGAACACUAUUUGGUUGUACAUCUGAUAGAUGGUGGUGGUUUGGUGUUAUGCUGUGCUGGAAGUUAUCUCUGCUCACCCUAGGAGUCAGACUUCAUGAACAAGUGUGUGACACAAGGGUAUUAAAAUAAGGGAAGUUUUUCCCUUUGAACCAAGCUAUAACAAAUAGGCUUUUGGUCAGUGAGUUGUCACUGUGGAUGUGGAGGGGUUUGAGGGGGGGAUUUUCAGUGCCUCUUAGGAGCAAACUGCAAAUGUCCCUGACCUAGCAGUUCUAGGUCAGGGACAUUUUUUUCCCCCAGGAAGAAUGGGGGAAUUUUUUUUCCCCCAGGAAGAAUGGGGUCAAAAAGCAGGUACUUUCUGGUGUACCAAUUUGGAAAUGUCCAUCUCCAUUUCUGCAUGACCCCUGCCUCCCUGUCUCUUGGCCCCAGAAGCUGAUACUGACAGACUGUUAGUCUGUUCUUUGACUGCUUCUCUCUCUUUCUUCUCUAGCACUAGACCCAUGUACAGGACUGACUUGAUGGAUCCUGGCUAUAACACUGCCAUUGCAUCAUUGCUGCUGGGCAUGGGAAGAACUGCUCCUUAUAUGGUCUAGGAUCAGGACAAGGAAGCACUGCAGUGGUUGUUUGCCUUUGCUUCCAGAGCUGCCCUUUGAGCACAGCACAGCAAUCGGCUGUGGAAGUACAGGACAGGGCAGCUCAGGGGUGCCACGGGGGUCUGAGCACAGCUGGGCACAGGUCCUGGGUGGAAACAGUUUAGCCACAUACCCACACGGCUAUGAAAUGGCUUUGGGUUACUUAGAAAGUUAUUUUGUUGACCUAUUUAUAUAAAAGUUGCAAGCAGAUACUUUUCUAUUCAGCAAUUACUUGGCCUUUUAAAUAUUAACCCUUUAGCAGAAAUUCCUGUUUCUCCAUGACUAACUGAGAAAUUACAUAUAUAGCUACUUUAACUCAAUCUGAUAAUCAGAGCAGUUUUUCAUUGGUUCUUGAGAUAAUCUUUAAAAUCAGGCACAGUAAGCUCUGUUUUAUUAUGCCACGGCUGCUACUGCUUGAUCAUCAAACCACACAGCUUAAACUAUCAAGGGACAGAAGCAGGAUGAAAAGUGACAUUUCUUUUUUGCUGAUACUAUCUGGAAUGGGAGGAGUUGUGUGGCAUUUGGGGCUCCAGCUGUGCAUUGCUGCUGCACUGCUCUUUGGUGGAGGAAGAGGGAGAGAGCUGUCUGGCAGCCUGAGCUGCCUGAAUAACUACGUGACUACUGUGAGCUGCAUGUGGGUAACAGAGAAGCCCAUGGGUGAUGGACCUUUCCACCUGCAUUUCACCAACCUCUGGUCAAAGGGCCACAACGCCAGCUGCAAACUGACUGCCACAGAGAACAUGCAGAAUCAGUACCACUGCACAAUUCAUUUAGCCAGCCAGAUCUUGGAAACAGAUGGUUAUAGAGUCUCUCUCCAAGGAAACUUCUUUGGAUGUAAUCAGACAUACAUGACCUUUCCAGAGUACAAUCCCCGCAAGCACAUAAAACUUGAUCCACCUUUGAACAUCCAGAGCAAUGCCACUGCCAGCAAGUGCCAGAUAUGGUGGAAUGUAUGGAAUGUGCCUUGGUACCUCGCUGAAAUUCUCCAAUAUGAGUUGCAGUAUAAGGAGUACAGCAUGUCCUGGGAGGUUGCAAUGAACAAGACACUACCAAGUUCACUGCCACAAGUAGAAAUUGAAGCCACAGAGCUCCGCAGUGGCAUUGCUUACGCUGCAAGAGUUCGCUGCAAAGUUUCUGAAAAUGAGAAUUCAUACCACAGUCAAUGGAGUGAGUGGAGCCAGACUACAGUGUUUCAAAGAGCAGAUGUCCCAAAAGUCUCUGAAAAGAUUCUAAAUCUCAAAACUAUACAGUACUUAUUCAUUCCUCUGAGUUUUGGCACUCUACUCUAUUUAUUCUGGAACUGCAAGCUUUCCUCAAGGGCAAAAAGUCUCGCCUGCUUUAACAUUCCCACACCAGCUGCUUUCUUUCAGCCACUCUAUAGUUUGCACAACGGGAAUUUUAAGGACUGGGUUGGACUGAAUGAGGCUUGUAGCCAACUUGAAAGAGAAGAGGCCAGCAACUCAAGCAAAGUGAGUGCAGACAGCGUUUCUGAUCUAAACACCCAAGAACUGAUUUCCCAAAUCCCAUGGAAACCUACAGGAAGCACAGAUGUGGCUACUGCAGAAGAAAACUUUGCAUUUGCCUCAGGUCCAAGCCAGCAGUAUGUCCCCAGCAGGUACAUAAAAGCAGAAGAGAUAGAGACGUGGCCGGGACUAUUGUUUGCACCAAGCCAUGCUGAUGAUACCAUUGGCCUAAAAAUCUCUGAAAUAAUUAAAGACAACCUUGAGAGCCCUAGUAUUGGAAGGAAUUAUCCUUCUCACUCACAGCAUGGAAAGGGUGACUUUCUUAUGCUUCGAGAGUCUUUAGGGAUAAAAGAUGUGUCUUUCAGUGGUAGUGACUACUGUACUUUGUGUGACAAUGAUAUCACAGGAGGUUUGAUUUCUGCUGAACUACUGAAGCUUUCUAAUCACAAUAGUCAUGUUAAACAUCAGAAAGAUCAGUGACCUUACCUGAGGAAUACUGCCUACAAAGUUCCUUGUGCUCUCCUAUCACCUCCCAACACUGUCCUCCCAAGCGGCACAAAUGGUGACUGUGCAGACAGUUUCAAACAUGUAUCAUUUUAAAACAUUCUCAACUUCUGUACUUCAGAAGAAGAUUGUGACUAGUCCCGUCUAGCAAAUACUACCCCUACAGGCAUUCCCUAAAUUAACCUCCUGACUGCAAGAUCCAGUAGCAGACCUGCUGUUUUCCUCAGGAAGAACUAUUACAGUUGUGUGCCUCUUGGAAGCAGCAGUAUUUUCAAGGUGAUCAACCAUGAUUUAAAUGCCAUCAUUUUGUAAAUAAUAUGCAUGAUUUUUCACAAAAUCAUGAGAAACCAUUUUUGCUUUAGAAAGUAAUUCUGCUUCUUAACAUGAUAUUGAUGAAUUAAAGGGAUUCCUGAUUUGAUCAGAAUUUGUUAUUGCUCUGUUUAAAGAUAAUCAAACAGUAGGCCUUGUUCUUUAUUAUCUUGUAUGGCUGUAACUUUUUAUUUUGCAAUAACUAAGCCUCAUGUACUGCUUUAACAAAAAUUUAUUUCAAGGUUAA
Passer domesticus (house sparrow) is the source of this 3445-nucleotide messenger RNA. Its product is annotated as interleukin-9 receptor-like. The record is from RefSeq and is a predicted model, not a curated record. NCBI's taxonomy places the organism in Eukaryota, Metazoa, Chordata, Aves, Passeriformes, Passeridae. The coding region runs from base 1318 to 2865 and encodes 515 amino acids. Gene Ontology annotation, biological process: cytokine-mediated signaling pathway. The transcript has 9 exons. Gene Ontology annotation, molecular function: protein binding; cytokine receptor activity. Gene Ontology annotation, cellular component: membrane; external side of plasma membrane.